Molecule: messenger RNA, 1395 nt
Organism: Ilyonectria robusta
Lineage: Eukaryota; Fungi; Ascomycota; Sordariomycetes; Hypocreales; Nectriaceae
Product: kinase-like domain-containing protein
Exons: 3
Coding region: 112-1395 (427 amino acids)
Source: RefSeq, a predicted model, not a curated record
GUUGUAGAACGUUUCUCACUCACGGUGCGACGAAAAUUAUUUUAAAAGCGCCAAGCAUUACUUCUUCCCUCAGCUCCUCGAUUUUGUUUAUAAAGGCGCAUUCCUGUCGCCAUGCGGAAGAUACCCUCGCUCAAAACUUAUUUCGACGAGAUAGAAGAGACGAACGGCGAUGAUGAAUGCAGGGCCUGGUUGAACAAGGCUUUCGACGCCAAGGUUGAACUGGCAACAUUUUACGUUGGUUUCCUCAAGGGUUCCUUCAACUUCAGCUUCCGUUUCAAGUUCGACGAUGGAGGGCCAGAUGCCAUUAUCCGUUUCCCAAAGCCAGGACACACAGCUACGGCUCUAAGGGAUGAGAAGGUCGCGAACGAGGUCCAAGUCAUGGAAUAUCUCAGUCAAAAUACCACGAUCCCUGUCCCUCGUGUUCACAGUUGGGGUUUCACUUCCGAGAGCCCGCAGCAGUUCGGUCCGUUUAUCAUUAUGGACUACGUCGAGGGGACGCUCAUGUCGACGGUCCUAAAGCAACCGAUGGAAAGCAAUCAAGAAGACAUGGUCUUGGACCCAAGCAUCGAUAACUCAAUGUUGAACAAAAUCUACCGUCAAAUUGCCGAUUACCUUGUUCAGCUUUCUCAACUUACGUUCACCCACAUCGGAGCCAUCUCGAAAGACGGCAAAAUGUGGUCCGUUACGAAAAGACCGCUGACGUAUAAUAUGAAUGAGUUGGCGACUGUCGCGGGCUAUCCAAGUGACCUCUUCCCGUCCUCAACCUUCGAUCGUGCCAGCGCCUACCUCAAGUCAGUUGCGCAUAAGCAUCUGGCCCACCUUUGGACUCAGCGUAACCUUGCAGAUAACUCGGAUAUUGCACAGGCACGGUUUAUUACCCGACAUCGCUUUGUCCAGCUUAUCCCAAAAUACUGCAUCGACGACGCUGGGCCAUUUAUACCAUUCUGCGACGAUCUACGGCCUUCUAAGAUGCUUGUUCACCCGGAGACGCUUCAAAUCACAGCGGUGCUCGACUUUGAGUUUACAAACGCCAUGCCAGCACAGUUCACGUACGACCCGCCUUGGUGGCUAUUGUUGUCUGGCCCAGAAGUGUGGCUGGAUCGCGGUUCCAUAGACGAAUUCCGGGACCGUUAUGAGCCCAGAAUGGAGCAGUUCCUGCAAGCGAUGGAACUAGUAGAAGGCAUGUCUGGUCGCUUCUGGUUCAAUUACGCAGCCAAAAAAAGCUUCGAGCUGGAUGCCAUCUAUUGGGCGGCACUGCAUGACGGGGGCGGCAUUGAGUUACUUGACGACGAGACUCACGCAGAGAUGGAGCCUUUCAUAGAGAAGAAGAUGGAGCAGCUGAGGGCGUACAAGGAGGAGUGUGCUGCUCGAUUCUCCAAGCAAGCUGAUGAAUGA